AUGGCCAGUAACGAAGCCGAUGUCCCGGCAGACUUUUUCGACAUUGACUCGUUGCUAUCUCGUUCAACAAAAGUCGCAUGCACAUUCAGCAGCAACACUCCAAGAGAAGUGUACGAGUUGCUUGGCACUAACGCACCUCACUACACAGAUGAGAAAGGAUACAAAGUGCUGACUCCAUUCUGGUUCACACGGGUUCUUGAGCCAUUUUCUUCGAUUUGGUUAUAUACUUCAGGCAGAUUCUUUACAAUCAUAUACGAACAGUUAUUGUGUAUUGCCUACAAUCCAAAUGUUCGGAGCGUACUAUUGGCUAAUGCAGCUCACGCUGAUCUAGAAGCCCUUCAGCCAUACUACUAUGAAAUGGGAAUGCAUUUUUGUCAUUCAGUGUCAAUUGGCGAAAGUGUUAGUCUUGCCUUGGCGGAGUGUUUGCUAAAGGCUUUUGUCCAGCGUAUUGGAGGAAUUGUGCUCAGAAUGUAUCGUGACAACGAAACUCCCAAGAAAAUCGAUAAUCUUGAGAAGAAGUUAUAUGAGGAAAGUGUGAAGUGUCGUAAUAAUUUACACGAAUACAUUCGCGCACAACAAACAAGCAGAAAUCGCAAGCGUCGAUUGGAGUAG
Messenger RNA from Cooperia oncophora, 612 nucleotides. The record is from the annotation of a GenBank genome assembly. NCBI's taxonomy places the organism in Eukaryota, Metazoa, Nematoda, Chromadorea, Rhabditida, Trichostrongylidae.